CAUGCAGUAGGUCUGUGGGUACAGGUCUUCAAGGCUGUUUCCCCACAUGUGGCUUAGUGUGCAAAUGCAUCCAGUGUUCAUUGCCUCCAAACAUUAUUUAGAACAGCAGGAGACAUACACUCUGCCACAUGCAGUCCCAAAACAAUAUGCACUUUUUACAUUAAACAGGGAGCAGCAGAUUACAGUCAAACACACACAUACACCUUCCACCAAUCAGAGAUGAAAGAAAUAGAAAAAAACAAGACAAUGAGUGAGGCUGGUGUGCCAGGAGGAGUCUGAACAGUCUGACAGGCUCAUGUGCCCAGAUCUGGGUGUGUAGUCGGGUUGGUAUAUAUAUUGCAGCUGAUCAUUCUCCUUUCUUCACACUUCAAGAAAUCAUGGUGGUCAGAGGCUUAGUAAAAUUCAUCAAGGCUAAAGAUGAAUUAAACUCCAUCUUGGAAAGUUAUUCAUUUCCACAAACGACACAAAUGAUGAUCAUUGACGGUUCAAGUCUGUUCUAUUCUUUGUAUUUUCAAUCAGAUUUGGACAAGAACCAUGGUGGCGAUUAUUCUGGAUUCAAAGAGGAAGUCUGUCGAUUCUUUGACACUCUGCUUCGAUGUAAAGUUAAGUGCCAUGUCAUUCUGGAUGGAGGCUCGGAUCCUGACAAGCAAAAGACUCUCGAGUCUCGCCUUAAAGAUAAGCUGAAGACAGCAAGUGAAAUAGCAACAGAACUUUCUGGUGGCACUGUGCCAAAAAAAUGCAUCCUACCACCACUCAUCAAAGAUGUCUUUAUACAAAUCUUAUGGGAAAAAGACAUAAUAUUUCAACAGUGCUUUGGGGAGGCAGACCAAACAAUUGCUCAUCUCGCAAAUAAGCUGAACUGUCCUGCUCUAUCUAAUGACUCAGAUUUUUACAUCUUUGAUUUGUGUGAGGGUUUCCUGCCUUUAGACGACUUUCAGUGGAAAGACGAGAACAAUGGGGAAUUCCUGGCCAAGCGCUACAAACUUUCAAAGUUUUGUAAGCAUUUUAGGUUAGACCCGGCUCUCAUGCCAGUCUUUGCUUCAAUAGCAGGAAAUGAUUACUCAUGUUUAGAGUUUGUACAGCUUCCAUCACAGCCGUCAGAGACUUAUAACAUUACGCGGCUACAAGAAAUCCUCAAGUUUUUAGGGGGAGUAGACCUAACAGGAUUGAAUGUCUCUGAGAAAAGAAAGAAGUCUCUAACAGAAGCUUUUGCGUCUGUUAGUAAAACUGAUGAAAGUACACUUUUCCUUCAUUCCAUUGGAAAAUAUACCAUUCAACUUCCUGAACUUCCCGAACUUCCUUUUUGA
Messenger RNA from Alosa alosa (allis shad), 1307 nucleotides. RefSeq names its product protein asteroid homolog 1-like. NCBI's taxonomy places the organism in Eukaryota, Metazoa, Chordata, Actinopteri, Clupeiformes, Clupeidae. The record is from RefSeq and is a predicted model, not a curated record. The transcript has a single exon. Bases 378 to 1307 code for a protein of 309 amino acids.